GUAACCGCGAAUGACAAGGUGUCCCUCAUCAAGGAAUUGCCCAGCUCGUCCGUCGCCAUUUUGGCUCAAGCCGGAUCUGCAAGCGCUGUGGCCAGCGAUACGCCAGCCCCUCGACGCAGGCAGGCCCCAAGCCCGCAUGGCUCGCUUCCCCGUCCUGGCCAUGGCCCUCCUCGCCUCUGCGCUCGCCGCCGAGGAGGUGUGCGCGGAAGGCCAGUGCGCCGAGGGCGGCGAGGAGGCGGCGCUGCUGCAGUCCACUGCGGCCCAGAAGCUCGCGGAGGUGAAGGCGCACUCUGAUGACGCGGCCGGCAUCACCUGCACCACUACGCCGGCCAAGACGUGCAACGACGCCUUCCAGUACUGCUACCAGGACCCGGCGUGCUCUGCAGGAGGAGCCGGCUGCAUCUCGGGCACCACCUGCCGCUUCUGCGGCGGCAGCAACGUCCCCCAGUGCCCGUGCCCCGGGGGCACCAGCUCGUGCGGAGGCCCCAGCGAGCAGUGCUUGUGGAGCCCGGGCUGCAGCGGAGUCGGCUGCAAGGCCGACGGGAAGAACCAGGACUGCCAGUUCUGCGACACGGGCGCCCCCGCGCCGAAGUGCAGCAGCCUCCUGCGCUGAGGAGCGCUGAGCGUGGCCCGGUCCUGAGGCGGCCGCGCGGAAGGGGGGUGGGUGGUCAGAGGAAAAGGGCGAGGGCGGCAGGGAGGGCCAAAGCGCGUUCUCCAUGCCGCCCCAGCCAUUGAGGCCUUCGGGUGCACCCAUGAGACCCAUGGGGUCCACCUGGCGCGUUGCUCUUGUGGCCAUUCCGUCUCAUGUGCGCGCGCACUCAGGCUCUGCCCGAUGGUUGUCUUGAUGUGGGAGAAAAAAACAGGAAUUGCC
Molecule: messenger RNA, 871 nt
Organism: Prorocentrum cordatum
Lineage: Eukaryota; Dinophyceae; Prorocentrales; Prorocentraceae
Source: the annotation of a GenBank genome assembly